Molecule: messenger RNA, 1767 nt
Organism: Mycena indigotica
Lineage: Eukaryota; Fungi; Basidiomycota; Agaricomycetes; Agaricales; Mycenaceae
Product: Glycoside hydrolase family 76 protein
Exons: 11
Coding region: 1-1767 (588 amino acids)
Biological process (GO): carbohydrate metabolic process
Source: RefSeq, a predicted model, not a curated record
AUGGCCCGUGAGCUUGUGCUGGUCGCCCUACUUUCUUCUUUUUUUCUCUCGACUGUGCGGGCAUCGACCAACUUCACUACACCACUCCCUUCCCUCUCGCAAAGGACUAAACUUGCUAACGACGGAAUUGUGGAGGCAUUGGGACACAUUGGAAGCAAUGGCUUAUUUCCAGGACAACCAUUCGACCUCGGCGCCAAGUUUUACAUUAUUUUGGCGGAAUAUGACCUGUCGAUGAAUGAGACCAAGUACCAAGCAAUGCUGACCCAAUACUUCGCCCAGGCGUUACAAGGGCGUCCCCACUUUGAUACUGGAGGUUCGUAUUUUUCGAUAACAUUACUUCACUAUUCCGAUGAUCAUUCGUCCGUGAAGACGUUUGACAGUCUACAAUAUGGUUUCGCUGCUAUGCGAGCGUACGAAGCCUACAAAGACCAAACUUUCCUUAAUUACGCCCUCGAUGUCUGGUCAUUCAUUGACUCCAUGACCCUUUCUCAGCAAAAUGUGGACUCAGGAAGCAGUCCACCGAAAAACUUGACUAUUCGUGGCACUUGCAAAGAUCAAAGUUUGCUUGGAGGGACUUUCAUUUCGAGUUUUCCCAAUGGAUCGAGCAUCAUGAGCUCCACAGUAUCCGCUCUCUUUGCGAUUCUAUCCAUUCACCUUGCGUCAGCGACCUCCGAUUCAAGCUACUUGACGUCUGCCACCAACUCUAUCGGCUUCAUCGAACGGCAACUGUAUUCUCCGACACAAGCAGUAGACCUUGUUAUGCAACAGGUCUCUGCGACGACUUGCUCUCUUGAUCAAUCCCUUUUUCCUUACAACUCAGGGUUUGUCAUCGAGGCAAUAUGUAACCUGUUGUCUUUUGGCUCCAACUCGGAAUUACAGUCUUUACUUCACGACAUUGUUGAUGCUGCUACGACGAGUGCUCCCUGGAUGAGCACCUCAACAGGUGUCAUAAAAGGCGGAGACAUAGCACUACCCCAUAGCAUUGCUCUGGCACAUCAAUUGAAUACCCUCCCUCCAGAUCAGAAGUCUAGAGCGGAGGUCUUUUUUACUGCCCAGUAUAACUCAGUGACUGCACAAGCUUCCAGCAAUACGAGUAUUUAUGGCUCGAACUGGGGAACGCAAGCGAAUUCAACGCUUACUUUUAAUGCCCCAGCACAAAUUGUAGCACUAGGCACGCUCGUGAGUGCGCUCCAAUUACCUGAGAUUGAUCCACAAACUCCGACGGCGAGUCCAUCAAGCUCACCGGCCCUUCCAGUCGACAGACACGAUGCCAGCCACUUCAAUGCAUUAAUUGCAGGCGCCAUCAUCGGUGGGAUAUGUGUGUUGGCUCUCGUGUUAACUGUGACCGUCUUCGCCAUUCGAAGAAAGCGCCAGAGGCGGAAAAACUGGACCACGAGUCACGAUCUUGAACACGGUUCUGGUAAUUCAUCAGUAGAGCCGUACCCAUGGGGGAAAAUCCCGGGCCCCAGGGCCUCAGCCAGCCAGGUGGCGCAUUCCCGCUCGGAUUCUCAUUCAGACGACUUGGAAUCACGCUUCAAUAGCAAAAGGCUUGGCGGUCAUUUGCGGCAGCAGUCGGAAGCUGUUACCAACACCACAGAAAGUCAUUCCGGGAGCUCUGGCGAUACGCCACCAGUGCAUGGCUCUAAUAGCUCCCAACGCCAACUAUCAACAGAAGAGGUCGUGCGUUUGCUGUAUCAGAGGAUGCAUCAGUCGUCCUUGGAAGGAGAGGCGCCACCGGACUAUCGCACCUCUGUUGCUGACCGAUAG